This is a messenger RNA of Musca vetustissima, 1431 nucleotides long. RefSeq names its product ADP-ribosylation factor GTPase-activating protein 1 (gene ArfGAP1). Gene Ontology annotation, molecular function: GTPase activator activity. The transcript has 6 exons. Gene Ontology annotation, biological process: regulation of endocytosis; regulation of ARF protein signal transduction. The record is from RefSeq and is a predicted model, not a curated record. The coding region runs from base 7 to 1431 and encodes 474 amino acids. Gene Ontology annotation, cellular component: Golgi membrane. NCBI's taxonomy places the organism in Eukaryota, Metazoa, Arthropoda, Insecta, Diptera, Muscidae.
CAGGAAAUGGCUAGUCCAAGGACAAGACGUGUUUUACAAGAGCUUAAACCUCAAGAUGAUAAUUCGAAAUGCUUUGAAUGCGGUACCCAUAAUCCUCAAUGGGUUUCCGUUACCUAUGGCAUUUGGAUAUGUCUCGAGUGUUCCGGCAAACAUCGUGGCCUUGGUGUGCAUUUAUCUUUUGUACGUUCCGUAACUAUGGACAAAUGGAAAGACAUCGAAUUGGAAAAAAUGAAAGUUGGUGGCAAUCGUAAUGCUCGCGAAUUUCUAGAAGAUCAAGAUGAUUGGAAUGACCGUGCCCCAAUAAGUCAAAAAUAUAAUUCAAAAGCUGCUGCAUUAUAUCGCGAUAAAAUUUCUACGCUGGCCCAAGGCAAGCCGUGGGACAUUAAUGAGGCGAAGAAACGUUUAUCAGCGGCAGGUGGUGGCGGUUCAUCAUCCUAUGCAGCAUCAUCCAGUUCAAGCAGUAACAAUUCACAUUCCAGAAAUAGUGGCAAUUAUCAACAGGGUUCCAGUGCCGGCUAUCAAAAUGGUGGCAGUGGUAGUUAUAAUGCUGAAAGUUAUCAACAAUUCAAUAGCCAAGAAUUUAGGGAUCAAAAAGAAGAAUUCUUUUCACGUAAACAAAUGGAAAAUGCAACAAGACCUGACAAUCUACCACCCAGCCAGGGAGGCAAAUAUAGCGGAUUUGGCUAUUCUCGUGAACCACCACCGAAGACUCAAUCUCAAGAGCUUAUCGAUACAACAUUGUCAUCGUUGGCUUCGGGUUGGAGUUUGUUAUCAGCCGGGGCAUCCAAAUUUGCCAAUAUUGCAAAGGAGAAGGCAGCUGUAACUGCCAGUAUAGCAUCAUCAAAGCUUAAAGAUGGUGGUAUAUUAGAAUCUGUUACUGAUGUAGCUACCAAGGUUACUGACAUUGGUAAACGUGGUUGGAAUAACUUAUCUGGCAGCAACUUUGCUUCACCAACCAGUGAGCAUGGCGGGUAUGGUGAUUUCAACAAUGAUAAUGCCUAUCAACGUUCAAAUUCUGUUGGUGGCAAUCUUUCGUCCGGCAUGGGUCAUCAAUCAAACGCCAACGAUGAUUGGGGCUGGCAAGACAGUCCUCAAAAGCCAUUGCCAUCUUCUAAAUCGUACAACAAUCAAUUCAGCAGUAGUUCAGGCGGUGCUGGCACCCAAAACUUUUCAUCGUCCAAUCGUAAUAAUGAUGAUGAUGACUGGUCCGGUUUUGAUAGCUAUCAAGAUUCAUCAACAUCGUAUCAAAAUUCCACAACAGCGACGAGUAGAAAUAUGAAAUUAGCAUCGACGUCGUCAACCGUAACCACGCAAAAAUUAAGUGAAGGUUUCGAUAGUUUGGAUGUUAAAAGUGCAAAACCCAAAACAACAUCAUCGUCCAAUAAUAAUAAAUCGGCUGAGGAUGAUGCCUGGAAUUUAUUAAUGAAUUAA